AUGUAUGAAAGUGGCGCGCCGGCGGGAGAGGCGCACGUGGUGGCGGGAGAUCCGCACGUGUUGCCGUUCCGCUGGUUCCUGCCGGCUCCGCGAAGGCAGCGCAGCAUGUCUGGGGGCCGGGUGAGUCCUCUCUUCCUGGACACUUCAGGGAUCUGGUGGCAGGACCCGCCAUCCCUGGCAGCAGUGGAGGCGUCCUGGGAUGUGGCAGAGAUGGCAGCUCUGAGGAAGGCUGCAGAUGGUGACUCGGACCUGAGCCACCUGGAGGGAGACAGUGCAGAGGAGCUGGCUGUGCCGGACCCAGAGCUGGAGGCCAUCAAAGCCAGAGUGCGGGAGAUGGAGAAGGAGGACGAGAGGCUGAAGGAGUUGCAGCUGGAAGCUGAGAGCCGCCUCAUCAUGAGCUCGGAGGCAGGUCUCUUCCCAAACAUGACUCAGGAGAAGAUGGAGGUCGACCAGCGAUCCAUCUAUGUGGGCAAUGUUGAUUACGGGGGCACAGCGGAAGAGCUGGAGUCUCACUUCAACAGCUGUGGGCAGAUCAACCGAGUGACCAUCCUCUGCGACAAGUUCUCAGGGCAUCCCAAAGGGUAUGCCUACAUUGAGUUUGAGGAGAAGAGCUCAGUGAAGGCUGCAGUGGAGCUGGACGAGAGUGUGUUCAGAGGCCGUGUCAUUAAGGUGCUGCCCAAGAGGACCAACAUGCCGGGCAUCAGCACCACUGACCGUGGGGGCUACCGGGGCCGCUUCCAAGCCCGGGGAGGGCUAGCCCGGCGGAGAGGCUACUACGGAGGGCAGCACCUGAGGGUGCGAGGGAGGACAUACAGGGGUCGGGCAAGGCUGCUGCCUUGGUAUUUUCCGUACUAG
Messenger RNA from Haliaeetus leucocephalus (bald eagle), 855 nucleotides. It is a transcript of the gene PABPN1L, whose product is annotated as poly(A) binding protein, nuclear 1-like (cytoplasmic). The transcript has 8 exons. Gene Ontology annotation, molecular function: RNA binding. The record is from RefSeq and is a predicted model, not a curated record. Bases 1 to 855 code for a protein of 284 amino acids. Lineage: Eukaryota; Metazoa; Chordata; Aves; Accipitriformes; Accipitridae.